AAUGUAAAUGUCAUGAGUCAUGUAUAAUUUGUGAUGUGUUUGUUAUUUGUUAUGUGCUUCGACUCUGCGACCUAAAGUCAAAGUGUUAAACAGAACAAAAAAUUUCUUUGUGUGUUUUUGAAGAAUUUACAAUCCUAAAAACAGAGUUCAACAUACUCAGUUCAUUUGAAUAGUUUCGAAGAUGGAUUCUAAGAAGAAAGAUCUGGAAAUUAUUUACAGCCUGCAAUGGAAAAACAUGUCGGCAAAUGGUAGUGACAAAGCAAACAUUAUUGGAAUGUAUGAUAUUCCAGCAACAACCCUCAACUGGGAAAUAUUCAAAUCAUAUUUGCUAAAACAUUCUGGAACUGUUGGAGAUGAUGUAAAAGUUUACUACAUCACUGAUAGAAAUAGGGAGUUCCCCAUCGAAUCCCAGACAGAUUUUCAAAUUGCCCUAUACGCUUUUCGCCGCAAAGCUCGAAUGGGUGAUGUUGUCAACUUGAAGCUUGAUAGAAUUUCUGACCAACCGACACACAGAAACAUUCGACAUUCCAAUGAUGUACAAACUCAGUACGAUAAUGAAGCGCCUUCUCUUGUUUCAACAUGUUGCAAUGCUGAUUCACCACCAGAGUGGUUUAUAUCUUAUAUGACGCAGUUCAAGAAAGACUUCUCAGAAGAGUUGACAAGUACAGUAUCUGCAAUUGUGUCAAACAUGAAACCAAUUGCUGUAAGUCAACCUGUGUGUCAUCAUACUCGCAAAACCAAGGUAGAGAGUUCAAAGAGAAUCAGGAAACUUCCCCAUCCUGUCGUUGACUUUUCUAAUGAUACCAAAGAAAUCAUGAAAUCUUUGAAAUUGGAGGGAAAAUUGGAACGUAAACUGGAAAAGCUUGAAUGCAAAACUAAAAAAAUCCGUGAAAAGAAGCUUGCUCUUUUCACCAAAUCCAGCGACAGCGAAGCAGGACCGAGUAAUAGCAGAGCUCGACCUGAUCCUCCCCAAGAAAUUGAACAUGAAGAUGAAUUGCUACCGAUGGAUGCCAGACCAAUAAAUUUCCAACAGUCCAUUCCCCGGUUUUAUGGCGGUGGCAUGUAUACCCAACAGUGGUAUGUGGAGAAUACCGGACAAUUACCAUGGAACGCUAACACUAGUCUAGUGUACACUUGGGGUUCAAAAGAUCUGGAACCUGAGGAGAGGUCUGUAGCAGUUCCACACUUGAAGCCUGGCGAAAAAGGAGUAAUCACUGUCGUUCUUCAUAUACCUCGUCAACCUGGACACUAUGAAUGUUACUGGCAUUUUCACCAGAACUCCCGCCGUUUUGGACACUGGCUUGGUUGUCAAAUUACAGUGGAGGAGAAAAGUUAUGACUUGGAAAAUUAUACUUUUAGCCGUCUAUCUGAAUUGAAUCAAAAACUGACUACUCCUAAGGAGACUGUAUCCAAAGUCGAACCAGCAAUAUCUGAAACUUUUACAAAAGAGGGACUCGAAGGAGCAGGUUGCUAUGAAGUCGUGAGGAAUAUUGGUUCCAGAGUUGCAGAUAUGAAGUUACAAGAUCCAACUGACACUAACUGCAGCAGCAGUGACUCUGACAAUCAAAGUAUAGUUUCUGUACCAGAGAGCAGGUCUUCAAAAGGAUUAACCCAGGACUAUAUCGUUGUACCCAUACCAGAAUGUUUUAAAAUUGAUGAUUUGAAUGCAGAAGGUUUAUCAAGCCGUUCAAAAGCUACUACAGUUGUUGUUGACUCUGCAGAAAAAUUGGAUAUUGACGAAAAAAAUUCUGAGAACUUUGAUGGUAACAAUAAUUCACAAGGAUCAGAUCAAAACUCUAGGGAAUCUCUUUAUAAGGCGGAUGACGCUUCCUCCAACUCAAGUCGUAAAUCUGACAUAGUAAUGGUGACGCUACCUGAAAAGAACGAAGAUACUGAAG
This is a messenger RNA of Leptinotarsa decemlineata (Colorado potato beetle), 1898 nucleotides long. RefSeq lists its product as uncharacterized. Gene Ontology annotation, molecular function: ubiquitin binding. Gene Ontology annotation, biological process: macroautophagy. NCBI's taxonomy places the organism in Eukaryota, Metazoa, Arthropoda, Insecta, Coleoptera, Chrysomelidae. Gene Ontology annotation, cellular component: phagophore assembly site. The record is from RefSeq and is a predicted model, not a curated record.